Messenger RNA from Rhinocladiella mackenziei CBS 650.93, 642 nucleotides. RefSeq lists its product as uncharacterized. The record is from RefSeq and is a predicted model, not a curated record. Lineage: Eukaryota; Fungi; Ascomycota; Eurotiomycetes; Chaetothyriales; Herpotrichiellaceae. Gene Ontology annotation, cellular component: nucleolus. Gene Ontology annotation, molecular function: protein kinase inhibitor activity; double-stranded RNA binding; protein kinase binding. The coding region runs from base 1 to 642 and encodes 213 amino acids. Gene Ontology annotation, biological process: negative regulation of protein kinase activity. The transcript has a single exon.
AUGUCCGAACCCAUCCCCGAAUCGAUCCCCACGUCCGCCGACCCUCGCUCGCACCGUCCCGUCAAACGCGCCCGGGGCCCUCAGUCCAACACUGCAUCAUCUGCCCAAGCACACGAAAUUGACUCUUUAUUUCUCGACCCUAACAAACCAAUCACCCUUCCACCCGCCUCGAGCACUAAAAAACCCUCGUUGCCCGCCCCACCGGAGAUCGUAGCAAAUGUGCAGGGAUCCUCUGCAGGCGCAGGAUCAGGAGAGUUCCACGUGUACAAAGCUAGUAGGAGGCGAGAGUAUGAGCGUCUACGCAUGAUGGAUGAAGAGGCGAAGAAGGAAGAGGAAGACGCCAGGUGGGAGAGGGAGGAGAGGGAAAGAAGGAAACGAGAUGAAGAAAAAACGAGGAAGAAUCGCGAGAGGAGGAAUAAGAGGAAGAAUAAGCAGCAAGGUGGUAAGAAGGAUAACGGGGACGGUAACGGAGCUGAUGGCGGCGCGAGUGGGAAUGUUGAGAUUGAGACUGUCAAGGGGAAGGCUGGUGGUGGUGGGUUACAGGCUCCGAGACGCGACAGGGAAGAUGAUGAGCAUGGAAGUGGUUUUGGUGUGGCGGAGGUGGCGAAAGAGAAUGGCAUGACGAUUCAUGAAGAUGAUUGA